CGGCGGGGCGCGGAGCGCCGGAGGAAGUGCGGGGUGAAAAAGAAAGAGAAACAGGCGGGCAGGGCUCGCCCGGCCGCGGCGGAGCGGCCAUCUCGGCUGGGAGCGGGGCCGCAUCCAUGGAGUUACCGGGCAGGCGCUCCUAAGGAGGGCCCGGGCGGCGCGGCCCCGGCAAUGACACCGGAUUGAGCCGCCGAGGGGGCUCUCCCGGCCGGGGACUGCGGGAGCAUCCCCCGCCCCCGCCUCCUCCCGCCUGUCACCCCAGAGACCGGCGCAACUCCGGGCGGACACUCCUGGCCAAGAUGGAAGAAAAACGACGCAAGUACUCCAUCAGCAGUGAUAACUCAGACACCACUGACAGUCACACCACAUCCAUCUCCAGAUGCUCCAAAAUUCCGAAUACCAAAUCCCCCUGGUCACGGCAGAAAGAGAAGAAGCCCUCUGAGGUUUUCCGGACGGAUCUGAUAACAGCCAUGAAGAUCCCUGACUCCUUCCAGCUGAGUCCUGACGAAUACUAUGUUCUGGCUGAUCCUUGGAGGCAGGAGUGGGAGAAAGGUGUCCAGGUGCCAGCAAGUGCCGAGGCCAUCCCUGAACCUGUGGUCAGGAUCAUCCCCCAGCUGGAGAGCUCGCUUUCACGGGUUUCACCGAGCAGCCUGCCUGGCUCUGAGAUUUCAGAAGCUACAAGGACUUAUUUGCAAGGAAUGAGUCGCUAUGACCUGGAUGAGCUCGAUGCCUGCUGGUUGGAACUUGUUAACAUGGAGCUUAAGGAGAUGGAAAAGCCUGAGCUGGACGAGAUCACCCUGGAACGAGUGCUGGAGGAGCUGGAGACCAUGUGCUAUGAGAACAUGAACAUCGCCAUCGAGACCGAGGAGGGCUUGGGCAUCGAGUACGACGAGGACGUGGUGUGUGACGUGUGCCGGUCACCGGAGGGGGAGGACGGCAACGAGAUGGUGUUUUGUGACAAGUGCAACGUCUGCGUGCACCAGGCGUGCUAUGGCAUCCUGAAGGUCCCCAUUGGGAGCUGGCUGUGCCGGACUUGCGCCCUCGGUGUUCAGCCUAAGUGUCUGCUGUGCCCCAAGAGGGGGGGAGCACUGAAGCCCACCCGGAGCGGGACAAAAUGGGUCCACGUUAGCUGUGCCUUAUGGAUACCUGAAGUUAGCAUUGGAUGUCCUGAAAAAAUGGAACCCAUUACGAAGAUCUCCCAUAUCCCAGCAAGCAGAUGGGCUCUGUCCUGCAGCCUCUGCAAGGAGUGCACUGGGACAUGCAUUCAGUGCUCCAUGCCAGCCUGUGUCACCGCGUUCCACGUCACCUGCGCCUUCGACCACAACCUCGACAUGCGGACUAUCCUUGCAGACAACGAUGAAGUGAAGUUCAAGUCCUUCUGCCUUGAGCACAGCACUGGGGCCACCAAGUUGCCUGAGGAGGCACGGACAGAGCCCGACCAAGCUCAGCUGGACUUGGAGAAGGUCACGCUGCGGAAGCAGAAGCUCCAGCAGCUGGAGGAGGACUUCUAUGAGCUCGUGAAGCCUUCAGAGGUGGCAGAGAACCUUGACUUAAGUGAAUCACUGGUGGAUUUUGUCUAUCAGUACUGGAAGCUGAAGAGGAAAGCAAACUCCAACAAACCACUGCUUACACCAAAAACAGAUGAAGUGGACAACUUGGCUCAGCAAGAGCAGGAUGUUCUCUACCGACGCUUAAAGCUUUUCAUGCACCUCAGGCAAGACCUGGAGAGGGUUAGAAAUCUCUGUUACAUGGUGACGAGACGGGAGAAAAUGAAACACACCAUUUGUAAACUGCAGGAGCAGAUCUUCCAUCUCCAGAUGAAGCUUAUUGAGAAAGAUCUUUAUCCAGGUGUACUUGAGAAAAGCAUGGCUGCUGUUCCCAGGAUGUUUGUUCUGCCUAAAGAACAAACUGGGAAGAAGACAAAGGGUAAGAAAAGUGACCCAAGAAGGAAAGGAAGAGAUGGUAGAAAAAAUAGUCCUGAGAAGACAGAGAAAAGGAAAUCGGUCAGCGAAACUGUUUUGGGACAACUGGGCUUGUCAACCUCCUUCCCCAUCGAUGGGACCUUCUUCAACAGCUGGUUGGCACAGUCAGUGCAGAUCACCGCAGAGAACAUGGCGAUGAGCGAGUGGUCACUCAACAACGCCCACCAUGAGGACAGUACCCCUGGCCUCUCCGAGGAGCUCCUCCAGGAUGAGGAGACCUUGCUGAGCUUCAUGAUGGACCAUUCCCUCAGGUCCCCAUUCAGGCAGAGUGAGGCCACAAAGAAAGUGAAAAGCAGAACGAGAAUGAACACUAAGAAAAAGCCGCCAAGGAGCAGCCCCUCUGCAGCGGGUGGGGGCCACCCAGAGGGCUCGGAGCCCUGGACUAACAAUGCCAGCCACUUCUCAGAUGAUCCCACCAAGCCCUUCACUCUGGAUUCCAGACCAAGCAAGUCAGAAAAAGGGGCAACAAAGCUUCCCACUGACCGCAAAGGGACAGGUGAGGCCAAAAAGGUGGCCAAGAAGGGCUCUCUCCAGAAAGCCAGUGAGCCUCAUCCCCCUGCUGGGACACGGGGCUGCGUCAGCCAGGAGGAGGAGACACCGCACUGUGCUCAGACGGAGCCCAGCCCCGCAGCCAAAGUGCCUGACUCCAUAGGUAGCCCCAAAACCAUCGUGCGGUUCAAAUUACCAAAGGAGAGCCGGGGGACGCGGAGGUCGCAGCCCCCCAAGGCUGACAGCACGGGUGGAGCUCCCUUGCGUCGCUUCGACGCUGACACGGACGGAUACUUCUCUGACGCUGAGAUGAGCGACUCGGAUGGGGAGUCCCAUGACAGCCGGGCGCAGCGGGGCCAGCUGGAUGCAGCUGGCGAGGACAUUGUCAGGAUGAGCAUCCUGGCAUCCUAACUCCUCCGACCAGACCGGCUUGAUGAAGCCUCAACCCAGUUCCAACUGCCAUGUCCAAUUUCUGCCUGGUAGCACGGCAAGGGGGGUUUUUAAUAUGUGUAUAUAGUUGGAAAUUCGGCACUGUUGUCUUUCUUUUUCAAAACGCCUGAGAUACAGCUUUAGCUUCACCAACAUCGAUGACUGUGACAGCAGUGGUCCCUCCCCAGCUCCCUGCCAGACCCCACUUCCUGGGAAUGUGAGCCAGCACCCGCCAGGACUGAUGUCGAGGGUGCUGAGAGUGUGGAGGGUGCUGGUACCCAUGCUUUCUGCAGAGAUGACAGUUCAAUAAAUGGGCAUUAUUUAAUGAGGGGCAGAUUUCUGCCUGGGAUGGUUGCCCUCAGAGCAGGGAGUGAGUAGAGUGUUCAGCAGUGGCCAGCUGUGGGAGGGGGAAUUCCGACCUGUGUGUGCAGAGAGAAGAAAGCAAAGUAAGCGAUUCUAAAAUAAAAAACGACUAAAGCACAAAAAGCUUGUUGGAGGAAAACGCUUGGGGUGGAAGAGAGCAAUGUUACAUUUCUGUUUUUAGGGAAAAAACCCUUCAUCAUUUUUCCCUUUACCUUUCCAUUUGGUUGGGAUCCGUCCAGGGGCCAGGAUGCAAACGUCCUCCCCAUCCAUGUCCCCACUGAGGUUCUUAGAAACUCUGAAGUCAUUUACUCAGUUGAAUGGAUCAGCAAGUGGAAAAUGGAGAUGUGGGGCAGGAUGGAGGAAGAAAGCGUCCUUUAAAACCACUGUGGGGAGUCAGGGUUGGUGUAACCUGGGAGGCUGAGCAAUUUUUUUUGCCCAUGCUUCUUUCCAAUGCUGCUGUGGUCCCACCAUGCCAGGGCAGCACAUUUGAAAUCCUCCUUGCAAACCAAAACCAUGGCCUCAAGGCCAAAUGUGCCAUCACUGAGGGGAAAUGUCAACCCUUGCCACCACCAUUGUGUUUUCCAACUAAAUGCUACAAUGAAAAUGGUGAAUUUAUUCCUCUCCAUCCUUUGUUUUGGUUUGGUUUUUUUUUAACCUUAAAUCCUGGUUACAAGCUGUUGACUCAUUGUGGAGGGGUGAUUCACAGAAGCUGACGUUAUAAGUAUUACAGUAAUUUAAUGCAUAAAACGUCCCCAGUAAGCCUUAAAUGUUGUUUAAAAGCCCAUGUUACCUAUAAGUCAGGCGAAUUUCCAUAUUUGCACUUAAUUGCACCAUUACUUUGGUUUUGGCUUCAAAGGUCACAGUUAAGUCAUGCUACGUGUUUUAUUGGAGUGACCCCAGUGUGAGCUCAGGGAACAAAAAAAAAAGGAAUUCACUGAAACUUUUGUUGUUGUUUUUUAAAAAAAAAAAAUGAAAAAAAAACUUUUAAAAAAAAAAAAAAAAAAAAACCAACAAAACAAAAAACAAAACCAACCCAAUACCUGGGACACUUCUGCAACUGGUUAAAUCCAUCACUAAACAAAAAAAUCCUUGCAAUUGUCAAACCAAUCAGUCAAAGAAUUUUGUGGAUGCCAAAGAAAUAUAUUGACAGUCAAGCAGCACAGCCAGAAACCGGAAACUUGUCAUUAUGAAAAAAUUGGAAGUUAUUUAGCAACCAAGGACAAAAGACACACUCAUACCACACUGCUGCGGCGUUAGGUUCCAGGCUUGCUCCGAGGGAUGCUGCUGCUCCGAGACCGCAUCCUACCAUUUUGGUUUCCAAUGCUUUUUGCUCAUUUCACUGUGAGCUUUCUUUUUGAAACUCUGAGACUAUUUUGAUUGAUGUUUUAGAGUAGGUCAUCAUCUUUAUCAGCCUUCCAAAGUCCUUAUUAUUGAUAAAAUUGCAGCAAAGAUCAGCGAUGACAGCCCAGUUGAUCCCAGACAUGGUGACUGAUGGGGGCUUCGGGUGGGAUGCCCAGCCCUGCCUAAGCCCAAUCUGGCUGAGACUGACCAUGCCUGGGGAGGAAUCAUCCUCACAUGGGAAAAAUGUGACACAAGUUAUUAGUGGGAAAAAAACAAAAAAAGAAAAAAACAGCAAAAUACCAACAAAACAGGAACCACCUUUGUUAUAAAUUAGCAUAAUUCAUUGAGGUUGGAAAUGUCAUUAAGGCUCAGUAUGUUCAGAUAAUGUUAAAUACCGUAAAUAGGACUUAGUUUAUCUUAUCAGGCUUGCUAGCUUUAGCUCCAGUAUCCUAGUAUACGAGUCAUAACAAUAAUCAAUAUGCUGCCUUUUAAUGAAUCUUGCUUCCGUGUGCUUCACUCAAUUAUGGUAAAAAAAAAGCAAUCCACAAAUUUCACUGUACACAGUUCCCAUUCAUCAGCUUCUGCACUACUUGUCUUCUCAGUACAGGAAAGCAAAAAGGGGGAAACUUUAAAGAACAACCAACCUCUAGCAUUGGGCAAUAACACAGUUUGAAACACUCCCAGAACAUCAGGAUCAUAUUUUGACAUCAGGAGGUGAGGGGAAAGCUGAGUGCUGAUGGGGUGCAGGGAGAAGAAUGGGAUGGCAGGAAUAAAGAGGAGGAAAAGGGCUCUGGUGAGCUGUGGGGCUGAGCAAGGGCUGGACCAUGGCAGGAUAGCUGCAGCCACCUCAGAGCAUCCCCUGCCUGGAGUGUCCUUGGAGUAGGGGAGUCUGGUGUUCUGGAGAGAAAAUGCACAAGGAAAAUAUUUUUUAUGUUAAUGUAAAUGUAUUUUGAAAUGAAUAGAAAGAGAAGAAAAAAGUCUAUUUUAGUACAGAAAUGUUAUCUUUUAAGAUGUAUAAACUGCAGGAAUCAACAUUUGCACUGUAAAAGCACCUGUUUCCUUGGAGAAGCAGCCACUGUUGAGAUAAGGAUACAGAAAGCAUCAUUCCCUCAUGGAGCACAGUCCCACACCAGCCCCAGCCCUGAUGGCUGAGGGGGUUUCCCCAGGACAGCUCCCAUGCCACACCCAUUUUCCCCACACCCAACUUUUGAUUUUUUCCUUUUUCUUUUUUUUUUUCCCUUGCACCUGUUUUAUGGGGUUAGGAUGCCUCUGCUGUCCCGUGGAGCUCACCCCAAGGUUGGAUGCAGAAUGGAGGUAAGAUGGAAGCAGGCUGCAAGAAGAUGCUGCUACAGGGCAGGGCAUGAGGUUUGGUUGUUCUUUAAGGAAUUCCCCUGCAGUUUGCACCAUUCCACAUUGAAAACAACCCACUUCACAUCAGUUACAGGAAACGAUAUGAAUGUCGCAGGAGGAGAAACCCUUCUGUUUUCUUUGUUUCAAAGAACGUGAUGUGCCAUUUGUUAAUACAAAAGAGAAAUAUUGAAAAUAUAUUGAAAAGAGCAAUUUUAAAUUAUUUUUGCUUAUGUUGCAAUAUUUAUUUUCUUGUAUUAGAAAUUCCUUUGUAGAGAAAAAAUGUAUUUUUCAUUAAUGCAAAAACCUAUUUCUCCUUUUUGUACAUUUCCCAUGUUAGUUAAUCCUUAAAGCAAUAUAAUGUUACCAAACUUGUUCUGUGUGAGACUGUAUUAUGCAUGCUAUUUGUGUUGCCUUGGAAUAGCUCUGUCUGCUGUUACUUUCAUCCUGUUUAGAUACAGUGUAUGCUGUAAUACACAUUGGGACCAUGGCCCAUUGCUUACAAAAAAAAGCCCUUUGCAUUCCUCAAUGUGUUGGCAAAUGCACUCAAUAAAGCAGUGUUUUCUGUGUA
Molecule: messenger RNA, 6522 nt
Organism: Sturnus vulgaris (Common starling)
Lineage: Eukaryota; Metazoa; Chordata; Aves; Passeriformes; Sturnidae
Source: RefSeq, a predicted model, not a curated record